AUGUCGGCGAAAAGCCCGAGCUCUCUCAAUGGAAGCGAGUAUGCUCUCGUCCACGCUAUCUACUUUUCUAGCAUGGCUUGCAUGUCAGAUAAAGAAGUGAAUGAGCUAUUUGAUAUGACAAAGGAGACGGCUAUGGACAUCUAUCGCUUAUCAACUGAAGAAGCGCUUACCAAGGCCGUCUUGCUCAAUAUGGAUGAAGACCUGCUCGCAUUACAAGCUCUUGUCCUUUUUCUCUCUGUUAGCCACCUGACAGGAAAAGCCAAUACUGCUUGGAAGCUGACUGGUAUAGCACGGCGAUCUAGCGUGUUCAGCCAAACGGAUCAGGCCCCUUUCCAAAUUGAGAUACGCAACAGAAUUUGGUGGCAACUUUGGUAUCUUGAUCAUAGGGCUACCAAAGACUUUCGACAAAGAGAUGGGUCGGAUAGUCCCUCUACUUUUAAGCUUCCCUCGAAUGUGGAUGACUCGGAUCUCGACCCAAAUUCAAGACAUCCUGUCACUUCACGAAUCGGAUGGUCCGAACAAACCUUUGCUCUUGUCCGCUAUCAAAUCGCACAAACUAGACAAAGGCUAAACGAGGAUAUUUCAAUGAUACAAAAGAAAGAGAUUAUACGAGACUGUGAAAAGCGACUGCAUGAUCGAUAUCUCCAAUUUUGCACAGACGAGCACAGCCCGAUCCAGUGGCUGACUCGACACGUCGCUCACGUUCUUACCAUGGAGAUGUGGUUCGAGCUGUAUAGUGCCGACACAAUAGCCAUCACCUUCAAUGGCUUAGAGGAUAAUAGUCAGCACGAACAGGGUUUCCAAGAUCAUCUGUUCCUGAAUGCGAUCGAUAUUGUCGAUACUACCAGUCGUCUAGAAACGGAACAUCUCUCCCGCCAGUGGGCUUGGCUAUUGAGAGGCUAUCAGCAGUUCCGUCCGUUGGUGUUUCUUCUCAACGAACUGCAAUAUCGUGAACCAUGCGCAGCGGUAGCCCAUGCGUGGAAGGUCGUGGAAAGCGCACUGAGUCGUUGGCCUGAUUCAAGUCGAAACUCAGCCAAUGGGAGGCUAAUGGACAAUUUGAAGAACAAAGCUGAUGAGAUUCAACUGAGGCUAAGCCAGAGAUCAAGGAACGGUUAG
Messenger RNA from Penicillium daleae, 1116 nucleotides. Its product is annotated as fungal specific transcription factor domain-containing protein. Gene Ontology annotation, biological process: DNA-templated transcription. Bases 1 to 1116 code for a protein of 371 amino acids. Gene Ontology annotation, molecular function: zinc ion binding; DNA binding. The record is from RefSeq and is a predicted model, not a curated record. Lineage: Eukaryota; Fungi; Ascomycota; Eurotiomycetes; Eurotiales; Aspergillaceae. The transcript has a single exon.